Molecule: messenger RNA, 3693 nt
Organism: Silurus meridionalis
Lineage: Eukaryota; Metazoa; Chordata; Actinopteri; Siluriformes; Siluridae
Product: zinc finger protein 850-like
Exons: 6
Coding region: 179-3547 (1122 amino acids)
Biological process (GO): regulation of transcription by RNA polymerase II
Molecular function (GO): RNA polymerase II cis-regulatory region sequence-specific DNA binding; DNA-binding transcription factor activity, RNA polymerase II-specific
Source: RefSeq, a predicted model, not a curated record
AAUCAUCUCAACUCGAUGAAGAGCUUGGACCUCCGAGAUCUAAUCAAAAUGAUCUGAUCAUCUCUACAUGUACUCUUAAUAUAGUUUAUAUACAGUAAAAGAUUUUUAUAAAAUAUAAUUAUAGUAGUGAAAUAUCUGAGGAGGAUAAAUGUUUAAAUCCUGAGGUAUAAACAGUAUCAUGAUGCCCUCAAGAGACUCGGACAGUCAGCAAGAGGCAGAUAUCUUUUGUACUAUGACCAGUGAAGUACGGAUGCAGGCUGACCUUCACCCCUGCUCGGACUGUGGGAAGAGUUUUACUCAUCGCAGCAUGCUCCAAAGACACCAGCGUGUUCACACUGGAGAGAAGCCGUACGAUUGCUCGCAUUGCGGGAAGAGUUUUUCACAACUGAUCACUCUCCAGCUCCACCAGCGCAUCCACACCGGAGAGAAGCCCUAUGACUGCUCGAAGUGCGGGAAGCGUUUCUCCAGGCUGAGCAAUUACCACCAACAUCAACGAAUUCACACGGGAGAGAAACCGUUUCUCUGUGUGGAGUGCGGAGCAAAGUUUACUCACAAGGCCAAUCUCAAAACACACCAGCGCAUCCACACGGGGGAGAAGCCCUAUCGAUGUGCAGACUGCGGAAAGAGUUUUGCUGACAUUAGCAAUUUUCUACAGCACCAACGAACCCACGCGGUAGAGAAGUCGUUUCGCUGCUUACAAUGUGGAAAGGGUUUUCAUCUACAGCGCGGUCUCCAACAACACCAGCACGUUCACACCGGGGAAAAACCCUAUCACUGCCCGCAGUGCGGCAAGAGUUUUAAUCACAAAAGGACCCUGACACGACACCAGAGUAUUCACCGAGGAGACAAGCCGUACCGCUGCUCGCAGUGCGGCAAGAGCUUUAACCGAGAGAGCAACUUCCAAACGCAUCAGCGCAUUCACACCGGAGAAAAACCCUACAGCUGCUCCCAGUGCCAAAAGUGUUUUAACCAGUUAAGCGCUCUCAAAGCGCACCAGCGCACCCACACGGGAGAAAAGCCGUACCAGUGCUCGCAUUGUGGGAAGAGUUUUAAUCAGAAAUACACUCUAAGACAUCACCAGCACAUUCACACCGGAGAGAAGCCGUAUCAGUGCUCGCGGUGCGGGAGGAGCUUCACUCACCCCAGCACUCUGCAAAGACACCUGCGUGUUCACACCAAACAAACCCAAUCCAAUCCACAUUCGCAAUGGACGAAAACUGGGUCGAAAAAUUCACUUAUUUACAUGCAGAAGAACAUGAUGCUGAUAAAAGACUCCACUAGUCACAAAACUUCAUCUGGUGAUACCUGUUCUAUCUCCGCUCAUACUGAAGUGAAGAAAAAGCUUCACUCGUGCUCAGAAUGUGUGAAGACCUUCACUUGCAAGAGUGGCUUACAGAUCCACCAGCGCACUCACACGGGAGAGAAGCCGUAUCUGUGUUCACACUGUGGGACCAGUUUCAACCGCAAGGACACUCUCAGACAUCACCAGCGCCUUCACACGGGGGAGAAGCCACACGAGUGCUUGCAGUGCGGCAAGAGGUUUACGGGCACGCGGGCUCUCCGGAGACACCAGCGCAUUCACACUGGGGAGAAGCCGUAUCAGUGCUCGCAAUGCGGGAAGAGCUUCUCUGACAUCAGCAACUUCAAGCACCACCAACGUGUUCACACAGGAGAGAAACCAUUCACCUGCUUGCAGUGUGGAAGAAGAUUUACCAUGCGAGGGAACCUCAGGACGCACCAACGCAUUCACACGGGGGAGAAGCCAUAUCGCUGUUCGCUCUGUGGUACGAGUUUCCAAAACAACGCGACCCUCCAGGAGCAUCAGAGUGUUCACUCUGGGCAGAGGCUGUACCACUGCUCGCUGUGCGGGAAGAGUUUCAAUCGAGAGAGUCAUUUCCAGAAACAUCAGCGCAUUCACACCGGAGAUAAUUAUAUCUGCUCACAGUGUGGAGAACGUUUUCCUGAUCGGGGCGCCCUUAAAGAGCACCAGCUCCUUCACCCUGGAGAGAACCCGUACCAGUGCUUGGAGUGUGGAAAGAGCUUUGUUCGACGCGACACAUUCCAGUACCACCAACGCCUUCACACGGGGGAAAAUCUGUUCCAUUGCUCGCAGUGCGGGAAACGAUUUAAUCGGAAGGAUACUCUGCAGCAUCACCAGCUUGUUCACACCGGAGAGAAACCGUAUCUGUGUUCACACUGUGGGACCAGUUUCAACCGCAAGGACACUCUCAGACAUCACCAGCGCCUUCACACCGGAGAGAAGCCGUACAAGUGCUCGCAGUGCGAGAAGCGUUUCACUCACCUGAGUAAUCUUCAAACACAUCUCCGUGUUCACGCGAGACAGAAUUCCCAUCAACCCUGGAUCAUUUCAGAGUUGGCUUUGGAGAACUUCUCUAACAGAGUGGUGGUUCCUUCAAGUAGUGAAUUGGAGAAGCGAAUGUUCAGUGGGAAAGAUGCUGGACUUCCAAUCAAAAGGUUACUCAAAACCAUGAUGCCCACAAAAGACUCCAGUAGGCAUCAAGCGACCUUUAGCGUCCCCGAUACGAUCAGUUCUUCACCAACAAAGAAAGAUUUUCCCACUUGCUCAGACUGUGGAAAGAGUUUUGCGUCGCAGAGUAAACUUCAAAUCCACCAUCGCAUUCACACGGGAGAGAAGCCGUAUCAGUGCUCGCAGUGCAGCAAAAGGUUUAAUUGCACGAGCGCUCUUCGGAGACACCAGCGCGUUCACACGGGCGAAAAGCCGCAUCAGUGCUCGCAGUGCGGGAGGAGGUUUAAUUGCAGGAGUACCCUCCGGAGACACCAGCACAUUCACACGGGCGAGAAACCGUAUCGGUGCUCGCAUUGUGAAAAGAGCUUUACUCGACUGAGUAUUUUACGCGAACACCAGCGAAUUCACACCGGCGAGAAGCCGUUCAUGUGCUUGCAGUGUGGCAGGGGAUUUACUCAGCGGGGAAAUCUCAGGACGCAUCAGCGACUUCACACAGGAGAGAAACCCUAUCAAUGUUCACAAUGCGGCGAGAGUUUCAAACACAAGACAACUUUCCAGGAACACCAGACUCUUCACUCAGGAGAGAGGCUCUAUUACUGCCCGCAGUGUGGGAAGAGUUUUAAUCGGGAGAGUCAUUUUCAAAUACACCAGCACGUUCACACCGGACAGAAGCCGUACCGCUGUUCACAAUGUGGAAAGAGCUUUGCUCGGCCAACUACGCUUCGAAACCAUCAGCGCAUCCACACCGGACAGAAACCGUACCAGUGUUCAAAGUGUGGAAGGAGCUUCGCUCAAAUAAGUACCCUCCAAAACCACCAGCGCAUCCACACCGGACAGAAGCCGUACCACUGUCCACAGUGCGGAAAGAGGUUCGCUCUGUCCAACGCCCUCCGAAGACACCAGCGCAUUCACACGGGAGAGAAACCGUAUCACUGCUCAGAGUGUGGGAAGAGUUUCAACCAAAGAAGUCACCUCCGAACACACCAGCGUAUUCACAUACCUACAAUGUGGGAAAAGAUUUGCCCCCCAGGGCCGUCUCAAAACACUACACAUCCAUGAAGGAGGGAACAGUGGAACUGGUUAUACUCGCAUUUAUGGUUGCAAAAUUCCAAGAAAUUUGAAGACUGGAAACUUUCCAUGAGGAUUAAUGGGAUAAAACGAAAUUCUCAGUGGUGGACUAAUGAAAUAAAUGUAAUUUGUUCCUA